AUGGAGCAACUCGUAAAAAAGAUUUGGCCCUGGAUCCCGAAGGGAUCGAUCACUUCCAUCGACAGAGAUACUCUCAAAUCAGAGCGCCCAACCUUCACUUGCAAUGACGAGACAAUCAACUACGCGAUGUACCAUCUAUGCGCCUACGACCCCAUUCUGGGGAACCUCCUUUGCGUCGGGGACAAUGUGCCCGUCGUUGUGCUUACGCGCGGUCGUCGACGUGCGGUACUGCCAGUGCGAAAAGGUCUGCGAUGGCUAGACGUUCAUAUAUUUGCCGGAACUUCGAGCUUUCUGUUGUUGUCUCCAGAGUGUCUACUGCUUGUCGACUUCACAAGACGCCAUUCCCCCUCCGCACUUUUUUCUUCUGGCAAAGCUGGGGCAUUGUUUGCAUGUCUCCAUGUUCCACAAGGUAUGACGUGGGGGGUAGUUGGGUGCCGAGGUGGAUCCGUCAUGUAUUGGAAACUGAAGGAGGAGGCGGGCUCGGUGAGUUUGUUUUGGGCAGCAAUGGCAGCUGAUCCACUUGAGUUUUGUCGUCCUUUUCUUCCGACUCCAAUGCCUCCAUCGUGUGGGCAUAUAUAUUCUAUAGACUCCAACCCGACGAGUCCAAAUAUCCUUGUGGCAGUGCUCUCAGGGGUCAAUGGGGUCUGCAAGUGGCACAUGGAUGAAAAUUGCUUGAGUGGCUUCUACCGUAUGCCGAAUCUCAAUACAAGCAUGUCUCUCAAGGCUUGCAGGAUGACCCCAGGGGGGGUGUAUAUUGUUGCGAUCACAUGUGAUACUUCCACUAUUUUCAUAUGGUCCGAUGGAGGAAAAAAGACAAAGAACAAGUCUGUGGAGGUAUUCUGGACGUUAAAGACUGGAUGUCGCUUACCUUUUUCUCCUGGGAAUAGUGGCAGAGAAGAAGUGAACGAGAGCGAGAUUGAGGAUGCACCGUGCGGCAUACACAUUGCACGUAGCGCUUGCUCCUCUUCGCAGGCGCAAUCGGACAAAAAGUGCCAAAUGCAUCUUCUUCUCCACUCUGCGGGGGAAUUGGUGGAACUGGUGCUUGAUGUGGAGGGGAGACAGCUUCUCCAGAGAGC
Molecule: messenger RNA, 1076 nt
Organism: Trypanosoma cruzi
Lineage: Eukaryota; Euglenozoa; Kinetoplastea; Trypanosomatida; Trypanosomatidae
Exons: 1
Molecular function (GO): protein binding
Source: RefSeq, a predicted model, not a curated record